AUGGUUACAGCUUGCGUCAAGAUCUUCGAUGUGAAUCCCGAUAUCCUCCGUGCUUUUGCUGGAACUGGUAUCUCCGUCGUCGUUACCGUUCCUAACGGUGAUAUUCCGGCGUUAACUAACGGAAGACAAGCUCGUCGGUGGGUUUCAGCUAACAUUUUGCCGUUUCAUCCUCAGACGAAGAUUAAGUAUAUCUCUGUCGGGAAUGAGAUUUUGCUCACCGGAGAUAAUAACAUGAUUAACAAUCUCUUACCGGCGAUGAGGAAUCUUAACAAUGCUUUGGUUCGUGCUGGUGUCAGAGAUGUUAAGAUAAAGUUUGAAAUCUCUACUUUGAAUCUUCGAGAUUUGGGGGUUUCACGAUUUGGGGAAAUAUCGGGGUUAAUGGGUCAACUAAUCGGGUUGGUUUCAGGGUAA
Messenger RNA from Arabidopsis lyrata subsp. lyrata, 411 nucleotides. RefSeq names its product glucan endo-1,3-beta-glucosidase 7-like. NCBI's taxonomy places the organism in Eukaryota, Viridiplantae, Streptophyta, Magnoliopsida, Brassicales, Brassicaceae. Gene Ontology annotation, molecular function: hydrolase activity, hydrolyzing O-glycosyl compounds. The coding region runs from base 1 to 411 and encodes 136 amino acids. Gene Ontology annotation, cellular component: plasma membrane. The record is from RefSeq and is a predicted model, not a curated record. Gene Ontology annotation, biological process: carbohydrate metabolic process. The transcript has 3 exons.